Colossoma macropomum (tambaqui) is the source of this 1081-nucleotide messenger RNA. Its product is annotated as cornifelin homolog A-like. NCBI's taxonomy places the organism in Eukaryota, Metazoa, Chordata, Actinopteri, Characiformes, Serrasalmidae. The transcript has 5 exons. The coding region runs from base 404 to 784 and encodes 126 amino acids. The record is from RefSeq and is a predicted model, not a curated record.
UGCGCAGCGGACCGUUACGUGCAGUUAACGCAUUUACUCCUCCUCUGCUCUGCUCGCCUGUUCUGAGAGGGAAAAUGCAGCCUAUGUGGUUUCCUUCGAAUAUGCACCUUCACAGCGGGUAUAAUUAGGGUUUUUCAGUUGGGCAACACACCUGCCUUUCAUUACCUUUCCUAGCACACAACUGUAAAACGUAUCAGAGCACGUCCACCAUGAGUGGAGGCGUGACCUUUGUAGUCCUCACUGUGUACACUGUGGACCUCCUGCACUCAGUGGAUGCUCUGCUGGAGACAUUUUCUUAGUUCCCACGAAAGGAAAAGUUCCCUGCCUCCACAAACUGCUUUCAUUCUGAGUCACUAGAGGAUUUAGAGGAUUUUCUUCGAACCACUCAACCACAGUAAUAGUCAUGGCAGUCCAGCAGCAGGUUGUUUCAGUGACAACCCACACAACCCAUAGUUCUGGAACAUGGACCACAGGCCUCUGCGACUGCUGCUCAGACAUGGGCACAUGUUGCUGUGCCCUGUGGUGUUUCCCCUGCCUACAGUGUCAGACUGUUUCUCAGUUCGGCUGGUGUUUCUGCUUGCCCCUUCUGGACUGCUGCCUGACCGUCUCCUGCUGCCUCCGCAGCAAGAUAAGAGAGCGCUACGGCAUUCAUGGCUCCUGCUGCGAUGACUGCUGCACACUGUGUUUCUGCUACCCAUGUGCCUGGUGCCAGAUGUCUCGCGAGAUAAAGAUCCGUGCUCACGCCACAACUUCUACUGUAGUUACUCAGCAGGUUCGUGCCUAAGCGGACUGCUGCACAUACCUGCUCUUUUCCUGUUCAGAUAUAAAAGUUAAUGUUCAGAGCAUAUAAGAGGGAGACAAAACCAGUGUAUCUUAAGCAUCUUAAGCUAUGUAACAACUAAUUAUCUUAAUAAUGUAGUAACUCCCUUUUAGUUCUUUUAGGAUGUGCUUUAACCAAAACAAAUCAGUUCAGUUCCAGGCAGAUUGUCUUGCUGUUGUUUUUUUUUUUGCUUUCUUGCUUUUGUGUCUUCUUGCUACAGCUUUAAUACUUUGCUAAAUAAAACAUGGGAUUGUUAAGAAA